Molecule: messenger RNA, 4265 nt
Organism: Choloepus didactylus (southern two-toed sloth)
Lineage: Eukaryota; Metazoa; Chordata; Mammalia; Pilosa; Megalonychidae
Gene: ZNF804B
Product: zinc finger protein 804B
Exons: 4
Coding region: 237-4265 (1342 amino acids)
Cellular component (GO): nucleus
Source: RefSeq, a predicted model, not a curated record
UCUCCAAAGUGCUUUGUGGCCGCUGCCGCCGCCGCGGUCGUCAGAGCAGCCGCUGCGGGCAAAGGGAGCCUUGCGCCGGGCGAGGUGGGGGGACGCGCGACCGCCGCGUCCCCUGCCUACUAGUGGCCGCUUCGCAGGAGGUGGCAGUCACUGCUGCUCCUGAGAAACCAGCCCUCAUUUCCACGGCUGGUCGCCUGGUGAGGAGUCGGGGCUCUGCACCUCCCGCCUGGACCCAUAUGGCUUGUUACCUGGUCAUCAGUUCGAGACAUCUCAGCAAUGGGCACUAUCGGGGCAUUAAAGGAGUCUUCAGAGGGCCCCUCUGCAAGAACGGAUCUCCUUCUCCGGAUUUUGCAGAAAAGGAGAAGGCCACAGCAAAGGCUCUGGAAGAUGUAAAGGCAAACUUUUACUGUGAAUUAUGUGACAAGCAGUAUCACAAACACCAGGAGUUUGACAAUCACAUUAAUUCUUAUGAUCAUGCUCAUAAGCAGAGACUGAAAGAAUUAAAGCAACGGGAAUUUGCUCGAAAUGUUGCUUCUAAGUCAUGGAAAGAUGAGAAGAAACAAGAAAAAGCACUUAAACGACUACAUCAGCUGGCUGAGUUAAGGCAACAAUCUGAAUGUGUUUCUGGAAAUGGACCAGCAUACAAAACCCCCAGGGUAGCCAUAGAAAAGCAACUCCAGCAAGGAAUUUUCCCAGUUAAGAAUGGAAGAAAGAUAUCAUGCAUGAAGAGUGCUCUUCUCCUUAAAGGAAAAAAUCUCCCUAAAAGCAUUUCUGAUAAACAGCGGCCCACUGUGCCAAAUCGACACCAGUUGCAAAGGGACAGAUGCUAUUUGUUUGGAAAUCGGGUUCCACAAAUAUCUUCAGAUCUCAGCAGUGUUAAUCACAGGACAGGAGUAUCCUUUUCUUUUUCUAAAAAAGUACAUCUAAAAUUAGAAUCUUCAGCAUCUGUUUUCAGUGAGAGCACAGAGGAAGCCCAUGAUUGCAACAAGUCACCCAUCUAUAAAACAAAACAAACUGUGGAGAAAUGCAAGUGCUGCCUGCUUGCAAAUGAGGAUAUACAUCUUACUAAGGAAAAAGAUGUAAACAUCUCACCAUGCCACCUGGAAAGUGUUUUACUCAAUACCUUCUCCAUAAGCUCUAAAAUUUUGCAAGACAAAAAUGGGUGUAUUGAUGAGACACUAGAAGAUUCCACUGGCAUUCAUGAUUCAUUCUCUAAAUCUAACAUUCAUCUUUCAAGUGUGGAUUUUACUCUUUCCAGCAGAGAAAAAGAGACUAGAAACACACUGAAGAACACUCCAGAAAGCCACAUUAAUCACUCAUGCCAAGCAAAUGCUUUCCCCAGCCCACUAAACAAUUACAAGCACAGUGAUGCCAGAAUAUUUGAAUGUCUGGAUGAGUUUCCAUCAUCAGAGCCAAGUGAAAAAAAAAAUAUUGUGCAUCUGAAUCCCAACUCCAGAAUGGCGAACAGAGAAAAAUCUUUAGAUGAAACAGGAAGAGUUAGCAAAAAUGUGGAAAGGCUGGUAAGAGAAGCAUGCCUCCAUGAUGUGAAGUCCAAACCAUUACCAUUUCUCCAUGUACAAAGCAAGGAUGGGCACACCACUCUACAGUGGCCUACAGAACUACUUCUCUUUACAAAAACAGAACCCUGUAUCUCUUAUGGCUGCAACCCAUUAUAUUUUGAUUUUAAGCUUUCCCGGAACACAAAGGAAGGCCGUGAUUCAGAGGACUUAAAAACAGAAUUGGAUAAGGAGCCCUCUGGAAGGAAGACUAAAAUGGAGAGCCAAGCCUCAGGUUUAAUCAAAGACCAACAAAAAGCGAUCCAAGAAGAUAAUCAAUCUCUGAAACCAAAGAUGAUGAAAGUUAGUCCAAAUUGGGAAAAUUUCCAGAGAAAUUAUCAUUUGGGCUACAAUGAUUCUGAGCCAAAAAUUGGUGAACAUAAUUUUAGUUCAAGUGAUUUGGAUAUGAAAAAUCCUAAAGUGCCUGCAUACCUUGAUCUCUCCCUAAAGGAUAACUGUGACAACAAGCCUAAAGAAUCGUCAAGAGCCCACUGGCAAAGCCGCCAAAGGGUAAUUCUAAAUAAUGCAAAUGAGGGUCUUGCUUUUACUCCCUACUCAUCUAGUACUAAAAAGCAUAAACUGAUUCCCUGUGAUGUGCAUUCUGAGUUUGAAGAUGGAAACCAACUCACUUGCAAUUCUGGUCCUUGCACAGUGGGCGGCCACAGUGACCAUGGGAAGGACUUCAGUGCAAUUUUGAAUAGUAACCACAUCGGCAUGACCAGCAGGGCUCCUGGAUGUGGAACCCGAAGUUGCGAGAAAUAUUCUCCAAAGUUGUCACUGGAUAGACAUUCUAGCCCUUCUGACACAAACCUCUGCAGCAAGUCCAGCUUGAGAAGGACUUGCUUGAGUCACAGGUCUAGUUGUAAUGGCAGAGGUAAUUUGCUCUACAUGUGUAAAGGAGAACACAAUCCAGUUGAAAGGCACAAACGGAAACACAGAAAACAUACCUGCCUCUCCUUACCUGAUGAGGUCUCAAAGAGUAACUGCCUGCAGUCUGGAACACAGAGAGGUAGAAACUACAUAAUGUGGGAAUCAUUUAGAAAUGAAAAAUACUCAAAAUAUAGAUAUGGCCACUGUAGAGAACGAUAUAAACUGGGCAAAAGUCAGGAACAAGUUUCAGAUCCAAAAUCUGGGAGAGUCAUCCGUUGUGAUGCUAGUUCACAGAUCGUCUGUGCCGGACACAGAGAAAAAGCACUUAAUUGCCAGGGGCCUCAGCACAGCAGGUUGGGCUCUUAUGCAAGAGAGAACAUUUAUUACUUAAAUAAAAGUGACAUAAGUCACGAAUCUUCAGACAGCCCCCACAUCUGUGGUGUGGGAAAAGUAAAAUCCAGGCAGUGUAACUCUGAGAAUAUCAGCUGCCUUCCAAGGAACUGCUCCAGUGGCCCCUCAGAAACCACAGAGUUGAGCUUCACAGGAGAGAGGACUCUGCUGACAGCCAGAAGCCUUUUAGAAAGAGUACAAGCCAAGAAGUGUCAGGAACAAGCAAUUAAUUUUGAGGCCUCUUCAAACAGCUGUAAAGAUGAAUUAGAGGCUCAUUCACAAAUCCAAUGCACGAUUAAAUUUGCACCACCGGGCUGUAGCAGACCAGCAUUGCCUUUUUCUGAAAAAAUUCAGAACACAAGUAAAAGAAGAAGUGAUAAAGGCAGCGCGCUUCAAAGGACCACUGAGAAAGACAAAAUUCAAAGUUCACGGACAAAUAAUUUUACUGUUUUAUCAGACACUGACUGUGAUAACCACCUUUCUAAAGGUAUAAUUCAGGUAAUAGCGGAGGCUCUGUCACCAAACAUAAGAAAUCCAACAACAAAAGACAAAUCAAAAUUUUUAGUUAGUGAACACAGACCUUUUAUUCAAAGCUGUGACCCAGUACCAAAUGAUUUUGCUGGUGCUUUUCCAUCUAACAGAUAUACUGGUGUUACUAAUUCAACAGAGACCAAAGAGGACCAAAUAAACUCAGAACUACAGGAUGUAAGCAUGCAUAUGAAUCAUGUAGAGGGGAAUAUAAACACCUACUCUGACAGAACUAUGCAGAAGCAUGACAAAGUAGAAGAUGAAUUAGAAGUAUGUCAUAAAUCUCUCUCUCCCCCUUUAAUUCAACAGCCCUUAACAUUUUCUCCUGAUGAAAUAGAUAAAUACAAGCUCCUACAGCUACAAGCCCAGCAGCACAUGCAGAAACAGCUCCUAUCAAGGCAUCUUCGAGUUUUGCCUGCCACGGGACCGUCUGCCUUCUCUCCGGCGUCUGCUGUACCCACAGUUCCAGUCCGCCAGCACGCUUCUAUCACCACCAUUCACCACACGUUCCUGCAGCAUUUUGCUGUUUCUGCCUCUAUAAAUUCCCACAGCAGUCACCUGCCUAUAGCUCAUCUACAUCCCCUUUCACAGCCACAUUUUACUCCUGUCACAUUUUCACCUCUGGCUCCAACCAUCAUCCCCACACACCACACUUUCUUAGCGGGUCAUCCCCUGCAUUUAGUUACCGCUGCCCCCUUCCACCCAUCACAUAUAACACUUCAGCCCCUGCCCCCUACAGCAUUUAUCCCUGCAUUGCUCAGCCCUCCCUUGAAUCCAGCCACAACUUCCAUCAUCCACUUGAAUCCUUUACUCCAGCCAGUGUUCCAAGGUCAAGAUCUUCGCCAUCAUUCUUGCUCCAGCCAGAUGCAACAGUUAAAUGGAGUGAGAGAGGCCUUAAAUGUGUCAGCUCACUUAAACUAA